CCACAGCAGUACAUCUAAACACCGAAGAGCUUCCUCAUCUACAUCUACAUAAAGAAGUACCUUCAGAUCCUGAAGAAGAGCCAUCAUGGUCCGCGUGACUGAGAUGUCAUUGCUUUUCGUUCUCUUCACGGCUUCAUCAGCUUUGGGUGUGGCGAUUAAACCUGUAUCAGAGGCUGAUUUCAAUGCAUUAGUUCAAGAACAAAUCAAUGAGCCACAAAAGAGAGUGGCUGCUGUGCAAGCAUGUGAGCCCAGCUGUCCAUUAGGCUGGGUGAAGUUUGAUCGACGCUGCUUCAGCUACGUUUCCCAGACUCUGGACUGGGCCUCUGCUGAGGCUUAUUGUCUGAAUCAGGGGGCUAACCUGGCCUCAAUACACAGUGAAAAUGAAUAUCAGACUGUGAAGGCUCUCAUUCGGGCUUAUGACCCCAAACAGAAUCCUACAUGGCUCGGCCUCAACAACUGUCAGAAGAGGCGUAGCUGGUUCUGGUCUGAUGGGACCAAAUUUGGGUACACCAAGUGGAAUAAAGGGGAGCCCAAUAAUCUGAAUGAAGAGUGCUGUGUGCACAUGAACUGGGCUGCUCAGAGGGACUGGAAUGACAUUCCAUGUAAUUUGGCAUAUCCCUUUGUCUGUGUCAAGAGGCUGGGAUGAAAUGCUGAACGUCAAUAAACCUGUUGUUAAAAUGCCCGUCACCAUUGAUCUGCACUUUGUAAACUACUAGACAAUGUCAUUCGUAUGAUUAUAAUGUAUAUUAAGACUAUUUGUAUUUAGACUAUGUUUAUUACAGCACAGCUGAGCAAAUUUUUUAUUUUUUGCAAUGUUAAAAGCAGAUGUGCAGAGCUACAUCAGAGAUACUAUUCAAAAUAAAGUGUUUUAAGUACAAA
Molecule: messenger RNA, 879 nt
Organism: Pygocentrus nattereri (red-bellied piranha)
Lineage: Eukaryota; Metazoa; Chordata; Actinopteri; Characiformes; Serrasalmidae
Product: lactose-binding lectin l-2-like
Exons: 8
Coding region: 86-646 (186 amino acids)
Molecular function (GO): signaling receptor activity
Source: RefSeq, a predicted model, not a curated record